Ascochyta rabiei is the source of this 669-nucleotide messenger RNA. RefSeq lists its product as uncharacterized. Gene Ontology annotation, cellular component: nucleolus. The record is from RefSeq and is a predicted model, not a curated record. The transcript has 2 exons. Gene Ontology annotation, molecular function: RNA binding. Bases 1 to 669 code for a protein of 222 amino acids. NCBI's taxonomy places the organism in Eukaryota, Fungi, Ascomycota, Dothideomycetes, Pleosporales, Didymellaceae.
AUGAGGAACGCACCACCGCCCUCGAAAAAGCGCAAGAUUCGGACUGUGACCGAAGAAAAAAUCGACUUCGACCCAGCUGCGCGCGAAGAAUACCUCACCGGCUUCCACAAACGCAAAGUCGCGCGGAGAAAGCACGCAGAAGAGGAAAAUGCUAAGAAAGAUAAGGAGGAGAAACUGAAGUUCAGGCGGGAGCUGCGACAACAGCGCAAAACCGACCUUGAGAAGCACGUCAGCGAGACGAACCGCCUCAUGCGCCUCGCAAACGGCGACAUCCCAAGCGAAGCCGAAGACUCGUCCUCGGACUCGGAUGCGGACCCCGCCGAAGCCACUUUCCACGGCUUCGACGACCCCAUAAACCAGGAAGACGAGUACAUCGACGAGGACAAGUACACAACCGUGACUGUCGAAACGGUGGGCAUAAACCGCACAGGCUUCAGUCGUCCGGGUGAGGAAGAGGCUGAACUGAAGAAGGAGCAGGAGGCAAGAGAGGAGAAAGAGCGCGAAGAGAAGAAGAAGAGGGUGUGGACCAAGGAGAAACCCAGGAGUGAUAGGCCAAAGAAGAAGAAGGUCAAGUUUAGGUACGAAACCAAGGCAGAGAGGAAGGUGGAGAGGAUGAAGCAGGGUAUGAAGAAGAAGAAGCUGGCCGAGAAGCGGAAGCCCAAGGAGUAG